UUAAUGUUGUGUAAACGUUUAUUGUGACUUAGCAUUUGUCAAUCAAUAUAUUUAUAAAUUAUAUAUCUGUCUUUUAUCAGGGUGUAUUCCAUUCAUCCAGAGUGAGCUGGGUUAGGUACACAGCGCUCCCCUCACCAUUUGCUGUUAUCGUCUUUGUGGAAAUGUGUGAAAGAAGGACUCCAGAGUACGAGGAGGAACUUUGUGGACCAGAAGACGAGAAGGAGCCACAGCGCCGACUAGUGGAUGCUGUGUUCAAUCUGCAGCCUCGAAUUGUGCUGCGCAGAGCAGAUGUCAACGAAGAUCUUCAUCCUCAUUGGCUAAAGCCGGAGUCCCCUCACAUGAAAGAGGAAGCGGAGGACAAAGAGGUUUGUCAGAUGAAAGAGGAAGAAGACCUGAAGCCCCACCACGUCAAAAAGGAGGGGGAAGAGUUCCUAUAUGUUAAAAAGGAAGAACAGGAGGAAAUCAUUCGGGUUCCUUUGACCGGUGUCUCUUUGAAGAGUGAAGAUGAAGGUCAAAGUGAGGAGAGCAGAGGAGUGGAGCCUCCAAACAGCAGCACAGGUCAGCACAUGACAACAAAAGGUGAUGGAGCCCACCGGAGAGGAUCAAAAGCCGAAGGACUCUUCGCUCCGCUGUCAGAUAGCGACGACUUGAUGUCACACGCUCCUCACACUGAUGAGGAUAAACAGUCUGAAGUUGAUAAGACAUGUAACACCGACAACAAACGAUGGAAAUGUUCUCAGUGCGGGAAAACCUUUGCCUAUAAAGGCAAGUUGAAACUGCACAUUAGGACACACACGGGAGAGAAACCGUUUGACUGCAUAGUUUGUGGCCAAAGAUUCUCUCAAAAGGGAGCCUUAAAAAGUCACACAAGGACACACACUGGUGAGAAACCUUUUGCCUGCCUAAUUUGCGGCCAAAGAUUCUCUCUGGAGGGAACCUUAAAAAGUCACACAAGGACACACACCGGUGAAAAACCGUUUUCCUGCGCAGAAUGCGGUCAAAGAUUCUCCCAAAAGGGAAGCUUAAACGUGCACACAAAAACACACACUGGAGAAAAAGCUUUUUCCUGCUCAGUUUGUAGUAAAACAUUCUCUCAUAAGGUACUUUUACAAAGUCACUCAAGAACACACACUGGCGAGAAACCUUUUCGCUGCGCUGUAUGCGGCCAAAGAUUCUCCGCGAAUGGAACUUUAAAAAAACACACACGAACACACACUGGUGAGAAACCCUUUUCCUGCCCAGUGUGUGGCCAGAGAUUCUCUCAGAAGGAAACGCUAAAGCGUCACACAAGAACGCACACUGGCGAGAAACCCUUUGCGUGCUCGGCUUGUGGGAAAAAAUUCUCGCAUAAAGGAGACUUAAAAAGACACACGAGGACCCACACCGGGGAGAAACCUUUUCCCUGUUUAGUUUGCGGGCAAAGGUUCUCUCAUAAGGGAACCUUAAAAGAUCACACAAGAACACACACCGGUGAGAAACCAUAUGCCUGCGCAGAUUGCGGCCAAAGAUUCUCUCGACAGCACGAUUUUAAGAAACACACGUGUGUUUGUAAAAAAAGCGGCGAUCAAUCGGGUUUUCACCUCUGAUACGAGCAGGUUUCAGUUCAUGCGCCAAGAAUUAUUAUAAUCUAUGUCAAGUGUGCCAUUGCCCGUUCGCGGGUUUACCGUUCACGGCCCGGCAUCGUCACAGAUUUUUUUUUUUUUUAAGUCUGCCCUAUUUUCACGACUGUAGCGGUCUUAAAGGUCAAGCGUCAUUCCUAUAAACAUUCUAAAAUAGAAAUUGUAAUAAAUAAUAAAUACAAAUACAUAUAACAUUCACUUCAAUGUCGACACGAAAAAAUAAAUAUGAGAGGAGAGCGCGUCAUCCAUGCGCAAAGUUGCGGAAGUGUCAUUCGACGACGUCCAAGUUCUCGCCAUAUUGGCUGAAUCCCCUGUCCGUGACAUCACCCGGACAUUCGCCAAUGAAAACGCGCGGUGGACCCUACUAUGGGAGACGAACACGCCCCUUCUGACACGGAAGCUCUUUUCAAAAACAACCGAGUAAGUUACCGGGGCAAUAUUACACUCUUGUUUCGGGCCUUAUUAAGAUGAUAUGCGAUCACAGCCAAAGCGCCUCCCUGUCCGAUCCGCUUCCGCGGCGGAAAUGAGCUAUCGCGGCUCAUCGCAGCCGGCCGGUGUGGCUUAUUUUCGGUGCCGAGGUGGCUUAUCACGGAGCCGAGCCGGGCUGCUUUAGGGCGUUGUUCAUAGCCGCUGCCGUCCGUGAGCCGACGCGGCAGCCUUCGCCGGCAGGCCCGACGCAGACGCACACAUCGACACAUUUAGCACGCCUCUCAUAGGUACCCGGAUCUUUUGUUACGUGAUGAGAGAUGGAUUACGUGGUCCGUGAUAUGCGGAUCACGACCAAAUUGCAUGCGGCCAAACCACUUCACCGUCCGAUCCACCUCCGCGCGGCGAUUGUCAUGGUCCUGCCGGACCCAGCCCUGGCUGUCCAGGUCCCCUACACACCUGCGUCUCGUCAGUGAUAAUGAACCCGAGUAUAUGUAGCGGACAAGCUGGCUUUGCCAGAUCGUUGCCAUCCAUGCUUCGUUCGCACUUCCUCGUUCCUGAUCCCGAACCCCUGUGUACCGACCUCCGCCUGUCCUCCGACAAACCCCGUAAGCUUGAGGGUCUUCAUACUGCUGCUCACUCUGACCGAUCUCCUGUGUACCGAUCCCUGCUAGCCCGCUGACCUGCCCUCUACGCCUGAUGUCCUGGUCACCGCUGCUCCAAUUGACCGUCUGCCUGAUCCCCGACCUCGGAACGAAUAAACACUUUUCCCAAACUGCCUCUGCGUCUCCGGAGUUCUGCAUUUGGGUCCUCCCCCGCACCGAUGGGUCUUGACAGCGGUGAUAAAAACAACGCCGACGCCGCGGUCAAACCGCCUCUCCGUCCAAUCCACCUCCACAGCUGAGAUGGGCUUCAGCUGGAGUGGCACAUUGACACAUUUAGCACCCCUGACUUACGGAUUAGCCCCCCCCCCCACCCCCCUACUAUUAUUUUUUUUUAGUAGGUGUAUAUACACCUACCUGUCAUUUGGAUCCCAGGAAGCUCCCGUCCUUUCCACCUGUGCAAUCCAUUUUUCACAACGAACCAGGUCUCUUGGAAACUUAAAAAGGGUAAAUCCAUCCUCCCGAGUGUUCAAGCGACGUCCAGCAAUGCAACGAGCCGUCAUUUUGGCUAACACGAAGGAACAGCGAGCUACCUUCCCGGAAGUAAAACUAAUAGAAACAAACAAGUCCAUUUGAGGACGGUCCUGCCGUGUACGUCACUUCCUGCUUCAAAUCCCUUGAGAGAAUUUUCAUGGCGGGAGUUACAAAAAGCUGUAUGCGUCAAAAUCAUGGUUUGUGGCGAAAAAAAAAGAUGGGUCCAUGUCGGCUGCCGUUUUUUUAAUUAUAACAUGCUAAAAAUCAUGCAUUUCAUGACAGUAGCCCUUUAAAUUUUCUUCUUAAUAGAUAAGGCGCCACAUUAAACGUACUGCCUUACAAUGUGGUGCACCUUAAGUCCACACGGAGUUCAUUUGCAAAUGUCGUUGUAUGAUUUGUCCAAUAAAGGAUGUCCUGAGUGCCGCAAAGCAUGCUGGGAGGAUGUAAAUAGUGUUCAAAGUGCGCGUUUUGUGUCAAAUAUUUCUUGAGUCGGGGCACAUGGAGACAGACGGCUGCACUCACAAUCACACCUAUGGGCAAUUUCGAGUGUCCAGUUAAUGUUGCGUGUUUUCGGGAUGUGGGAGGAACCCCGAGUGCCCGGAGGAAAACCCACGCAGGCACAGGGAGAACAUGCAAACUCCACGCAAGGAAAGCCGGGAUCGAACCCGGGUCUUCAGAACUGUGAGACCGUCGCUUUCCAGCUGCUCCACUGUGUCUCCAUGAUAACCUGUGUGUACUUCAAUGGACAAGUCACGCAACAAUCAUGCACAUGAGGCAUGCCGUCCAUUUUUCAGACUUUUAAGUGCAUCUUAUGGUUGUAAAAAUAUGGUACAUAUCAUACGUAGGUAUAUUAUUGGCACAUCCAUUAUUCACAGAUUUUCCUUAUCCGUAGGGGUGUACGGAGCGUAACAUUGAGCCCAAUGCCAUCCAGCUGCAACAUCGUGCCGCCUGAAGACAACAUUAAGGCAUAAAAA
Syngnathoides biaculeatus (alligator pipefish) is the source of this 4155-nucleotide messenger RNA. Its product is annotated as gastrula zinc finger protein XlCGF57.1-like. NCBI's taxonomy places the organism in Eukaryota, Metazoa, Chordata, Actinopteri, Syngnathiformes, Syngnathidae. The coding region runs from base 162 to 1586 and encodes 474 amino acids. Gene Ontology annotation, cellular component: nucleus. The record is from RefSeq and is a predicted model, not a curated record. The transcript is spliced from 3 exons.